Lipotes vexillifer (Yangtze River dolphin) is the source of this 2133-nucleotide messenger RNA. It is a transcript of the gene RNF169, whose product is annotated as ring finger protein 169. The transcript has 6 exons. The record is from RefSeq and is a predicted model, not a curated record. Gene Ontology annotation, biological process: double-strand break repair. Lineage: Eukaryota; Metazoa; Chordata; Mammalia; Artiodactyla; Lipotidae. The coding region runs from base 7 to 2133 and encodes 708 amino acids. Gene Ontology annotation, cellular component: nucleus; site of double-strand break. Gene Ontology annotation, molecular function: metal ion binding; ubiquitin-protein transferase activity; nucleosome binding.
AACAAGAUGGCGGCGGCAGGUCCGAGUACUCGGGCCUCUUCCGCGGCGGCAGCGGCAGCUCUGAAUCGGCGGGGUCGGCGGGGCCGCUGUGACGAGAUGGCGGCAGCCAAGACUGGGACUCCGGGCCCGGCCUCUGGCCCCGCGCUGCUGGUGUUGCCGCCGCCGUUGCUGCAGCCGCCGCCACCGCCGCGGCCGGAGGAGUCGGACUGCGCUGGGUGCCUGGAGACCCCGGGGGAAGCGGCGGCCCUGCCGUGCGGCCACUCGCUGUGCCGAGGCUGCGCCCAACGCGCCGCCGACGCGGCGGGUGCAUUCAACCAUAUUUUAUUUAUACAUUCCCCUGAGGUUGGAAACCUAGAUUGCCUCCCGCUUCCUGCCCCCACAAACGAUGCCACCAUGAGCAUCUUUGUAUGUGUGCCCUUGUGGGUCCUGGGUCCGCGUCGUGACGGGGGCGCGGCCGCCACGGGGCCCAGGCCCGAGCAGGAGACGCGCGGCGCGCCAGCGGAGCCAGAGUUUAUAUUCAGAGCACCAAUCAAAUUAAGCAAGCCUGGGGAACUUCGUGAGGAAUAUGAAAGCCUGAGAAAGCUGAGAGAAGAAAAGUUACAAGAGGAGAAAACCUCUGAAGAUCAAAUCCACAGGCUGUUACCAGAGGAUACAGAAAUGGGAAAAAGGAAAAUGGAUGAACAGAAAAAAAGAGAUGAGCCAUUAGUACUGAAGACAAAUCUAGAGCGUUGUCCUGCACGUCUCUCAGAUUCAGAGAAUGAAGAACCUUCUCGAGGCAAGAUGAUACAGACACACCGCUCGGCAUUUGUUUCCAAGAACAACUCCUACUCCCUAUCUUUCCUGGCAGGGAACCUAAAUUCCAAGAUGGAAAGGAGUCAGAGCUGCAGUGACACUGGUCAGGACAGAGUGAAGGGCAGACUGAGAGCAGCCCCAACCAGCAAAGCCAAGGUCACAACCAUGACCCCAGCCUCCAACCCUAUCAUUGGUGUCCUCUUGUCCACCCAAAACAACCGCUGCCUCUCAGCCCCUGACUUAACCAUUGAAAAGCGUCUGCCCUUCAGCUCCCUCUCAUCCUUGGCUUCCUUGCAUAAGCCAGAGCGCUCCAUCAGUCCUGAGAGCAACGACAGCAUCUCCGAAGAACUAAACCAUUUCAAGCCCAUUGUCUGCUCACCAUGUACUCCUCCCAAGAGACUCCCUGAUGGCCGUGUACUGAGUCCCCUCAUCAUCAAAUCAACACCCCGCAACCUAAACAGAAGCCUGCAGAAGCAGACUUCUUAUGAGGCCAGUCCACGGAUCCUCAAAAAGUGGGAACAGAUCUUUCAGGAGCGGCAGAUCAAAAAGACCCUUUCGAAAGCCACCCUCACCUCCCUGGCUCCAGAAACAGGGGAAGACUUACUCGUCACUGAAGUUACGCAUUCUAGCAAGGAGAAGCCACUUCUGGCUUUAAAUACAAGACUGUCCAGUGGGCAAGUACUCUCUGAGUAUACAGGACCUACCCUCACUGACCUUGAUUACUUCCCCUCUGUUAGCCAGACAAAAGCAGAGCAGGGCAGUGACAGUAAAAGGAGCACUGAGAUCCCAUUAGAAACCUGCUGUUCUUCAGAACUCAAAGUGGAAGCCAGUGGGACUUCUUUGGAGAGAGAGCAGUUUGAAGGGUCAGGGUCAUCCCCAGAUGCCAAGUUAGAUAAAACCUGUAUAACAACAACUAUGAAAAUCUCAGCAGUUAGUUCAGUGCUACCUAAAAACAGUGUUUUGGGUGGGGUCCUCAAAACAAAGAAACAGCUGAAGACAGUGAAUCAUUUUGAUCUGCCUAAUGGUGUUCUGGCAGACAGCCUAGGUGAGGAGCCACUUUCUUCCUUGCGUCGGGGCAGGAAAAGACACUGUAAGACCAAGCACUUGGAACAAAAUGGCUCCCUUAAGAAACUGCGACAAAGCAGUGGUGAGGUGGGUCUGGCCCCAGCAGACCCAGUACUGCGAGAGAUGGAGCAGAAAUUGCAGCAAGAGGAAGAGGACCGGCAGCUCGCUCUACAGUUGCAGCGCAUGUUUGACAAUGAGAGGCGGACUGUGAGUCGGCGAAAAGGAAGCGUGGAUCAGUACCUCUUGCGGUCCAGUAGCAUGGCUGGGGCCAAGUAG